Messenger RNA from Symbiodinium natans, 4545 nucleotides. NCBI's taxonomy places the organism in Eukaryota, Dinophyceae, Suessiales, Symbiodiniaceae. The record is from the annotation of a GenBank genome assembly.
AUGUACCGCAAGAAGGUUGAGAAGCUUCGGCACGAUCCUCUAAGCGAUCGCGGCGCGCUCCCUGAAGUUGAAGAGUUUGGAGAACGCGUCGCUGCAGAUGUGAUAAUAGUUGUGAAAAGCAAGCCAAAGGCUAAGGACGGUAGUGAGGUCGGAGUUUCCUCUAGCUUUGCUGCUGAAUCCACAGUACUAGUUGUAAGGGACGAGUUUUCUGGUUACUUGAGAGCUUUCCCGUUAACGCAGCGCACCACAGAGAACGUUGUUAAGGGAUUGCUGCAGUUCAUUGGCAAGCACGUUAAGAAGCCGAUGAUCAUGUUCAAGAGUGACAAUGCAAAGGAGCUCGAAGCCGCUUGCCAGCAGUUAGGUUGGGUGAGCGAGCCUACCCUUGCAAACCGUUGGCCACACAACAGUGUCUUAGAAAGAGACAUACGGACCUUAGAAGAGGUAGCUAGAGCAGUUCACCUGCAGUCUGGUUUCCAGAUCAGACCUGGGCUGUGGCCUCACAGCUGUGUGUACGCCGCUUUUGUGCUAAACCUCAGGCACAAGCUCAGGGACGCAGAACACACUCGCUACGUCGCUGCCGUUGGUUCAGAGUUUGACGGUCGUCAACUGUUGUUAGGCCAGCUAACAGAGGGCGUGUACUUAGUCCUAGACUACAAGCGUGUCAAAGACGAUGCUGCUGCAGCCCUUGCGAUUUCUGUCCCACUUGAAGAACUUCACGUUCCAGAAGGCGAGCCCGUACUCCCAAUGCGUGCUGCCUUCGAAAAGGCGCUAGAGGGCACGAGUAAAAUCACCUUAGACAGGCUCAUCAAGUAUGGCCCAACCCCGGGUUGCAAAGCCUGCAAGUUCGACUCUAAGGUGCACACCCCUGUUUGCAAAGUUCGCUUCGACGGGUUAGUGCGUGCUGACAAAAUAGCAAGCGCUCGUGUCUCCGACAAAGCACCUGUAGAGGUAGAGGCUGAGAAGGUUUCGGCGCCAGACCCCUCCUUCGACGAAGCCGUUGAGCGAGCCGCAGACAGACUUCUUGAAGGUCUGCCUCCUCCCCCUCCAGGGCCGUCUACAACGCCACCAGCACCAGAAAAUGACGAGUUAGACUACUCGCCAUCCGAAGAUGAGCCAGGUGAGCCAUCAUCGGGUUCUGUGCCUGUUGGCGGAGCGUUAGCUCAACCAACCAAAGUCCGAACAGUUCCAGACCAAAGCUUUCUUGACCGCGACCACUCCGUACGCCGCUCUUGCAGGUUCGAGGCCUUGCCCGGAAAGAACCAACUUGUGGAGUACUGCUGUGACGAUGAUAGUGAGAUAGGCCUCGCAGCAAUGAUGCACAGCGUUGACUGUCUACGGCUCACCGAGUCCACACUUGACCUUGCUGAGCCCUCCCACGUCGAGCAAGUAAUUGGCCAGCUCAAACCUGGAGCUUUUGGCGUAAAGGGCAAGGAGAAGCUCAUCAAGAAACCUUGGGCUAUCUCCACCACUUCCCUAAGAGUACUGCAGUUGUUUGGCCAGCACCAAUGCUCAAGAAACCACGAGCAUGAACAAGCAGAAGGCUCUGUCACCAAGAGCACUGGCCAUUACACCCCGCAGUUCGCAAACACUGUGAUCGAAGCUCUCUUCCCUCAACAGUUUUAUCGCAGUGUUCCUGCGAUGUGUGCAACCAAUGCGCUUGUUACGAAGAACCUGAGCAAAAGCGAAUGGCUCAAAGAUGCACAGGGCGUUAGCUCAGUGCAGAAAGAAGCCGAAGGUCUUCGAAACAACCAAACUUGGGAUGACGAAAGCGUCCGCCCCUUGUGGCAACUCCGCAAGGAGUCCCGCGAGACCGGUCAGAAGAUCAAGAUCGCAGAGUUGCUCACACUGUGUGGUAUCAAGCACUUCGAGCUUGGACCACAACACCACAAGUAUAAGGGACGCAUAGUCUAUAGAGGAGACUACAUAACCGACGCAAGCGGGAACCAAGUGUUCUUCGACGACACCGCUACAACGCCUACAGGCGAUGGCACGUGGGUAGUCAUCCCACCAGAGCUUUGGUUGCCUUCAUGGCACGACAAGUACCCGCCAGGCGUUAGCCCAGCGACCUGUGAGUUCGACAUGCGCUCGUACGCAGCUCAGCUUGUCGAGUUUUACUGUGAGGUCGCCGGCGUCACAAAAGAGAAGCUCCGCAACUUUCCGUCCCCAUGUUACCCAGAGAACCAGCUCACAGAUGCUGACCUUGAAACCGAAGGUGAGUUGCGUCACGUUGCUUCUCGCAUUCUCAUGCGUGGUCUGUGGCUGAGCCGCCUUGCUCGCCCGGAUUUGUCGUUUGCGAUCACCAGGUUAGCGUCUAGGGUAACUAAGUGGACUAAGUUUGAGGAUCGCCAGUUGAUGCGGUGCAUUUCGUACCUGCACCACACCACACACCUUACGUUGCGGGGAGAAGUUUCGCAAACUGACCUCGCUUGCAGCAUUGAAGUGUUUACAGAUGCCGAUUUUGCUUCGUGUCCCUACACAGCCAAAAGCACAACAGGCAUCAUCAUCAUGCUGCGUACUGGCGACUCUUAUUUCCCAGUCCACUGGCUGUCGAAGAAACAGUCUUCAACUGCCAGAAGCACAACCGAAGCUGAGACGAUUGCCCUUGCUACGGCCAUGUUCUCCGAGGUUGAGAACUUGCAGGCGUACCUUGAGGUUUUGCUCAAUGCAGACGUGUCCGUGUCUUACCAGCAAGACAAUGAGACUGUCUUAGCUAUCCUUAAGGAAUGGCCUUUAGUCCUUACCCAGCUUUGCCUCCUGCCUACCGCCAGCAAAGCAUUUGCACAGGCAGCAAGAGCCUUCCCUGCUGAUGCUCUUGAGUUGCCAGAUCCGCGUGCGGCUGCGGGCUGCGUGCCUCGCCGGAACCACACGUUUACCGCAGUUGCUUUGUUCCGCGGCCAAAAGACCGAGCUCCACAGUGACCAGUGGAACGAGCCUGACUCGUACAAUCUCGUACUGCCAAUCACGCAGGUGAUCGGUGGAGGCGUUUGGGUUCAAGAUUCAGAUGGAGAGGACCAGUGCCCGCAGUUUGACUGCAACCUCCCUGGUCGCAUCCUUCACCUGCCAGCUUCCUUCAAGCCUUCCCGAAAGCACUGCACUGUUCCCUGGCAGGGACUGUCGGCACACCGAGUCGUGCUUGUUGCUUACACGCCGCGUGGUUGGAACAGCCUACAGUGGCAUGACCAGCAACUGCUAAGGGUAGACGGAGCGGUCGGCGACCAAGCCCCUGAGACACUAAUGCAGUGCAGCUUCCUAACCUGCUUCCUCAAGGACAUCCCGCACCUGGCAAGCGACCCGCAUCUUCCCAGGGAGCUUCAGGGCCUUGAGCCCUUCGUCAACCGCAAGAGAUCCCUAGGCCCCCGUAAGGAAGAUUAUGGGGUGGACACGCUAAAGAUCACUGACGACGAUGCUGCCUUCAUCUUGGGAAAGGGUGGCAAGACCAAGGAGAAGAUCGCUAAAGUCGCCGAGGCCGAGAUCGAGCUCUUCGAGCGCGACCUAAUUUUGGAGAUCCGUGGCAGCAAGCUCCAGCGCAAGAGGGCCAAGAAGUACUGCGAGGGCGUCAUGGCCCAGCGCACCGGACCCGUGUCCGUCACGGACGACUACGACGACAAAGACUUGACCCUGUUGCAGGUUCCCCAGGAGGCCGUGGGUUUCGUCACGGGCCGCGCAGGAAACUUCCUCCGCAGCAUCGAGGACCAGUGGACCACCCUGAUGUUCUUCUGUGAGGUGGACAAGGGACGAGGGCGCGACAAGGCUUUCGAGAAGCUGGCAAUUUUUGGCAGCAUCCGUGCGCGGCGCGGCGCGGAGUUGCUGGUGCUCAGCGCCGUGGAGACGAAGGUCCCUGGCUACUUUGCUAGCAUCAAGGAUGAGGUCCUUGACCGCGACCGCCACCGUGAUGACACUGGCACUUGGUCUACCGACACCAUGCAGUUCCAGGACGACGAGCUCUCCUACGCCUUGGGCAAACAGGGCGGGACCCGGAAGAAGCUUGAGCGCUCAUCAGGCGCGGUGGUGCAGUACGUGGGCCAAACGGCGCUGUUCUCCGGGGCGAAGAACGAGCGCCGCCGCGCGAAGGAGUACAUGAAGUGGCUCUUCCAGCAGCUGGAGGGUCCUGUUUGGGUUGAGGGCUGGGAGGAGCGGGACGACAUCACGGUCUUGGACAUUCCCAGCGACUGCAUCGGCUACGUCACUGGCAGCCGCCGUGCUGCCCUGGGCGGCAUGGAGGAAGAGUGGGGCACGCUGAUGUUCUUCAUGACCAAGCCGGGAACAGGAGGUGGCAAAGGGGAUCGUCGCGGUGGCGGAGGUUUUGGAGAGCAGCUCGCCAUCCUCGGCCCUGAGCGCGGACGCCGCGGGGCGGAGUUGAAGGUCAUGAGCUCCGUGGAGGAGAAGGCGCCCGGACAGUACACGCGCGGCAUCCGCGAGAAGUUCAGCGACUCGAAGGGCUUCUCCACCGACCGGAUGAUCUUCAAGGACGACGAGCUCAGCUAUGCCCUGGGAAAGCAGGGCAGCACCAGGAAAAAGCGCCUCGGCCACGAACUAGACUUCUGA